Ostrinia nubilalis (European corn borer) is the source of this 2660-nucleotide messenger RNA. RefSeq names its product PCI domain-containing protein 2 homolog (gene PCID2). Gene Ontology annotation, biological process: transcription elongation by RNA polymerase II; post-transcriptional tethering of RNA polymerase II gene DNA at nuclear periphery; poly(A)+ mRNA export from nucleus. Lineage: Eukaryota; Metazoa; Arthropoda; Insecta; Lepidoptera; Crambidae. Gene Ontology annotation, cellular component: transcription export complex 2. Gene Ontology annotation, molecular function: RNA binding; double-stranded DNA binding. The record is from RefSeq and is a predicted model, not a curated record. The coding region runs from base 147 to 1331 and encodes 394 amino acids. The transcript is spliced from 3 exons.
CUUUCUUGUUUGGGGUUAUCUUGCUAUGCUUUUGUUGUUUUUUUACCGUUAAAAUGUACAUACAUUACAGAAAACAAUUCAAAUAAGUUAGUAAAAAAGUGUGUAAGCAUAUUAUUGAAUCGAUACAUGAGCAAAAGUGCCUAAUUAUGUCUACUGGAACGAUAAAUAACUACAUUCAAUUUGUGGAACGGGUUUUCCGAACUUGCCAAGGCGAAACCCUCGGAAAACUGCUCUCCUUGAGAGAUGGACAUGUAGCAAACAGAAACCUACGAUCUAGCGACAUCGCUUCAUUAGUAGAAGGCAACUGUGUGGCGCCUCUCGAUGAAAUAAUUAUAGCACAUCUUUCGUGUGUAAAAGCACUGUACAUGAGAAAUUAUGAUGAAGCGUAUGAGCACCAGACAGCUUGUGUGGCAUCGGUAGUGAGGCUGGUCCAAGCACAACAAGGCGAGAACUGGAUUCUGCCACUUCUAUAUGCUGUCAGUUUGGACUUGAGGCUAGUUGCUUUGAAAACAGAAGCUGUUAAUCCCACCAAUGGAAAGACUUUGGAAAAGGCCGCAGAUAGUCUUCUGGCUGGUUUCAGAGUGUGUGUCGGAGACACAAGGACAAAUGAGCCAUAUACCAAAAAAAUUGGCAUGCUGACUAUUGUCAACCAACUGCUGAAGGUUUAUUUUUACAUUAAUAAAAUACAUUUGUGUAAGCCACUGAUUAGAGCUAUAGACUCCACAAAUUUGAAGGAGCCCUUUCCACUAGCCCAGCGAAUUACGUACAAGUACUUUGUUGGCAGAAAGGCCAUGUUUGAUUCUGACUACCGCUCAGCUGAUGAGCACCUGUCUUUUGCAUUCCAAAACUGCCACAGGAAAAGUAUAAAGAACAAAAAGCAGAUAUUGACUUAUCUGGUGCCUGUGAAAAUGUUGCUUGGAUUUAUGCCAACCAAAAGAGUAGUAUGCAAGUAUGAUCUGGCACUGUUUUGGGACUUGGCCUGUGCGGUGAAGAAUGGAAACUUGCGAGGCAUUGACCAAGUAAUGGAGGAACACGAGAGCUUCUUCAUCCAGGCUGGUAUCUAUUUAAUUGUUGAGAAACUGAAGAUUUCUGCUUAUAGAAAUCUCUUCCGGAGGGUGUAUUUAGCAGAAAACUCCCACCAGAUUGAAAUAGCCAGCUUCCAAGCUGCUUUGCAGAUAAUGGGCCAUGAUGAUGUGGAUGCUGAUGAGACACAAUGCAUUGUGGCCAAUCUAAUUUACGAUGGGAAAAUAAAAGGGUAUAUUUCAUACCAGCAUCAGAAAGUUGUGGUUAGUAAACAAAGUGCAUUCCCAGCGUUGACCUCAUUAUACUAAACUUUGUAGAUUAAGUAACUUUUGUAUGAACCUUCCCAUAAAUAAAAAACCAAUCACAAACUUUUUUAUUAAAUCCACAAUAUAUUUCAAAGAAUAAUAUAAAUAUAAUAAAUUUUGCCCAUCACUAACAUAGCAUUAUAUCCAACAAUGCUGCAUAUAUUUUUAAGUCUUACAGUUAAAACGUCUGUGAUUCUAAUAGAAAGACACAAUCUAAUCUAUUUUUACAGCGAUGUCCCUUAUAAAAUACACAGUUUAAAGUUUGUAUGAAGUUGAAAAUUGAAAGGCUGCAGUGAUGUGCAAUGCUGUUCAUCUGUUGUUAUCUGUGAUUGAUCUUGCUACAGUAUAUUUUAAGCUAAUUCAAAUAUCUUUUGCAUCAUGCAUUUGAUUUUUAGAUAUGUUUCAGUGCAACAUUUGAUAUGCAUUUAACAUAUUACUCUAAGCUCUUGUGUAAAUUUUCUUUUGUUAGGAAGACAUUUCACUUUUUUAUAACAUAAAAAGAUCUAAUUGCACAUCACCACAUUUGAAAAUUUAUUUGGUAGAAAAAUAUUACGAAAUAUUUGACUAGCUAUUCAUAUAUUCUUUUAUUUUUAUAUAUUUUCUUAUAUUAAACACUUACUAGCUAACAUGUUUCUUCUACAUGUCGUUAAAUGAAGAUCUAAACAGGGAUAAAUACUGUUAAAAUACACUGAAAUGUUCCUAAAAGCUUAAUAUAAAGGCUCUGUAUACAUAUACUUGAAAAGACAAUUAUAUUUUGUUCUACUAUAAACUACUAACUAAAAAUAACAUUUUUUGCCACACUAAUCAAUGAUAGUUUAUUAUAGAUGUCAAUAUUUACAUGCUUUUUACUCUGUAUUGUAAAGUGCCUAUUAUUUUCAAUUCUACUACUAACCAAUUUACUUACUACAGGAAUUGGGAAUAGUUUUAGAAAUUGAAAUUGGUCACAUCAUCUGUGCGAUUUUUUUUUAUCCCAUCUGUUUUCAUAGUUUGUACCACUCUAUUACUGCAUGCUGUACUGUUACAUCACACACAUACCUAAGUGGCAGUUAAAUAUGCUGACAACUAUAAUAAAUUGUCAAUAAAAUCUUAUACAUUUCAUAAUAUGAAAGCAUUGAAUGAAACAUUAAAAUGUACUAAAACAACACUAUAAAAUACAUUUUGCCUACAAUCAGUUAAAUACAAUUAAAUAUGUUUAUCAGAAUAAAAAUGCAAAUUAGAUAGAUACAUCACAAUUUGUACUGCAUAGCUAUAAUUAUGUGUAACUGACUUACUUACACACUAUUGUAUAUUAGCAAUGGAAGGAAUAAAAUAAAUUGUGGAAUAAAUUUUGUU